GUCACAACCAGUGAACAGGACAAAGCAAUAUAAUCUGAGAAUAACCCUAAAGAAGUAUUUCAUUAGAGCUUUGAGACAGAUAGUUAAUCCUUAAGUCUGGUGUGCUGACGUGUCCUGCACAGAACAUCUAAAGAGGAAGAAGAAACUGAGAAGAAACUUGAAAGAAGAACAACAAUCGCUGAAGACGAGAAGAUGAAGGUCACACGUGUCUUUCUCUCUGCUGUGCUCGUAGUAGUGUGUUUCUGCAUCCUUCAGACCGCUGCCGGUCCUUUCAUACAGCAGGUACAUGAGGAUCAAGUGAAGAGUGAAGCUCCACAGAUAAACCAUCACAGUACAGAAACAUCACUGGAACAGAGAAAUCCACUGGCUCUGUUCAGAAGCAAACGUCAGAGUCAUCUCUCUCUCUGCAGAUAUUGCUGCAACUGCUGUCACAAUAAAGGCUGUGGAUUCUGCUGCAAAUUCUGAAAAUACGCUCAUUUUAGUUCAGAAAGAACAGCUGCUUGUGUACAUUAACUUAUUUGGACUUUUAUCUUCUGCCUAAAGUAUUUUCUUGUCUAUGGGCCAUUAGUGUACUGCGUCUUUGUGUGCCUCUUAUAAAACUGUACAGAUACUGAAAUGUGUAACAACAAAAGGACUUCUUUUGUUAAAGCGAACGUAUGUAUUUUUUACAUGUCUAUAUUUUUACGAUGUUAAAUUCAUGAUUGUUUAGUGAAAGGGUAUUUUUAAUAAAACUUUUCCUUUUCAA
Messenger RNA from Triplophysa dalaica, 745 nucleotides. RefSeq names its product hepcidin antimicrobial peptide (gene hamp). Gene Ontology annotation, cellular component: extracellular region. The record is from RefSeq and is a predicted model, not a curated record. The transcript has 3 exons. The coding region runs from base 193 to 465 and encodes 90 amino acids. NCBI's taxonomy places the organism in Eukaryota, Metazoa, Chordata, Actinopteri, Cypriniformes, Nemacheilidae. Gene Ontology annotation, biological process: defense response to bacterium; intracellular iron ion homeostasis.